UGUGCCCCACCUGAGCUCCACACUUUUCCCAUUAAUUUCCUAGUUAGAGCCGGAGAGUCGUACCUCUUCUUUCAGGUCAAACUCUCUCAUGUGGUCCAUAUCAAUAUCAGAUAAAUGAUAGAUGCUGUCCUAUGUGUCCACCUGGAAGCUGAAAACACUUUUCUCUGGGAGUGUGUUACCUGUCCUGGUUUGGAGUUACAUUUCUCUUGGUCCUAAAUCUGCGUUGGUUCAAACAGACGAGGAAUCUGUGCUGGUCUUCUGUUACAGAGAGAAUGAGACCUGGAUCAGCUGCAGUGUUUCUGAUUCUCCUGAUGAACGUCUCUACAGGUCAAACUCAGACAUGUGGUCCAUACAGUUAUGAGACACCUGGUGGAUGCUGUCCUGUGUGUCAACCUGGACAUUGGGUUUAUGAAGACUGCACAGACCUCAGAAAUACUCUCUGUAAGCCCUGCACUGAAGGAACCUUUUUGGACAAGCCGACUUCCCGUACACAGUGCUACGACUGUAAAAGCUGUGAUGAAGGUUCUGCUCUGAAGAUGAAGACGUCGUGUACGAUAGUAUCAGACACAGUUUGUGAACCUGUGGAAGGAUUUUACUGCUCAGACUCUAGAAAGGACGACUGUGUGGAAGCAAAGAAACACAGACGCUGUGAACCAGGAGAAUACAUCAGAGAACUCGGUUAGUUAAACACAUUUCACUUUUAUUGGAAGUCUGUUCUGUCAUAAUCAGGAUUAUUUACAGACCACUGACAAAGAAGUCAUUUCUUCUGUCUUAUGAGUC
Molecule: messenger RNA, 780 nt
Organism: Labrus bergylta (ballan wrasse)
Lineage: Eukaryota; Metazoa; Chordata; Actinopteri; Labriformes; Labridae
Source: RefSeq, a predicted model, not a curated record